This is a messenger RNA of Solanum verrucosum, 1159 nucleotides long. RefSeq lists its product as uncharacterized. The record is from RefSeq and is a predicted model, not a curated record. The coding region runs from base 110 to 994 and encodes 294 amino acids. Gene Ontology annotation, molecular function: phosphatidylinositol transfer activity. The transcript is spliced from 5 exons. Lineage: Eukaryota; Viridiplantae; Streptophyta; Magnoliopsida; Solanales; Solanaceae.
UAUGAAAAUGUAUUUGUUGAUUCAUGGGAACUUCGAUCUUAUAUUAGUCGAUUGCUGAAAGGCCUCACUUUGUUUAUAUUGGUUUUGCUUCAUUGCAGUAACAUUUAUCAUGUUUCGUCGCAAGAGCCAUCCCCAUAGUGAACAGGAGGGUGAGGAUCAACCACAUAAGGUUAAGGAGCUUAGGACUUCCUUGGGCGCGCCACUGUCAGGACGCGAUUUACAGUACUGCAAUGAUGCAUGUUUAAGGAGAUAUUUGGAAGCGCGGAAUUGGAAUGUUGAGAAAUCAAAGAAGAUGUUGGAAGAGACCUUAAAAUGGAGGUCAACUUUUAAGCCUGAAGAGAUCCGCUGGCAUGAAGUUGCAAUUGAAGGUGAGACUGGGAAGGCUUAUAGAGCAAAUUUUCAUGACCGUCAUGGGAGGACUGUUCUUAUCUUGAGACCAGGAAUGCAGAACACGACAGCACUAGACAACCAGAUGAGGCAUUUAGUGUAUCUGAUAGAGAAUGCAAUUCUUAAUCUUCCACAAGACCAAGAGCAAAUGUCAUGGUUGAUAGACUUCACAGGAUGGUCUUUAACCAACAAUGUUCCUAUCAAAUCUGCUCGCGAGACUGUCAAUAUUUUGCAGAAUCACUACCCUGAAAGACUUGCUGUAGCAUUUCUGUACAACCCUCCGCGAAUUUUUGAAGCAUUUUGGAAGAUAGUCAAGUAUUUUCUGGAUCCCAAAACAAUGCAGAAGGUCAAAUUUGUUUAUCCAAAGAACAAGGACAGUGUAGAAUUGAUGAAGUCAUAUUUUGACAUGGAUAAUUUACCAACUGAAUUAGGAGGAAAAGCAAAUUUGAAAUAUGAUCAUGAAGAGUUCUCAAGGCAAAUGGCUCAAGAUGAUGUGAAAGCUGCAAAGUUUUGGAGUUUUGACAAACACCACACUGAAACUAAUGGCUACUCUGCACCUGAGGUUGCUCCAAAGACGGAGUGUCUUGCUCCACCAGUCAAAGUUUAGAUGCUUUUGCUAGAGUUACUUAAACUUGUUAGAUGCUUUGCUUUGAUAUAACAAAUGUAAGAUGUUAAGAAUUUGUAUUUUAAAUAUUAGGCAAUAAACACUAGGUGAUUGCUUUUCAUCUAUUUAAGUCCUUUGUUUGACAGAGUUAUCUGAUAUCUUAUGGUG